Molecule: messenger RNA, 1679 nt
Organism: Carassius carassius (crucian carp)
Lineage: Eukaryota; Metazoa; Chordata; Actinopteri; Cypriniformes; Cyprinidae
Product: protein FAM3A-like
Exons: 10
Coding region: 313-1002 (229 amino acids)
Source: RefSeq, a predicted model, not a curated record
AAUUUGAAACCCAAGCCGGAAGAGUGUCAUCGGGAUUUGUGUAUUGGCAACAGAUGUACGCGUCUGGGGGACACCGAACAAGGAUAUUUCAUUAUUACAGAGUUGUGUGCUCGUUAAAUGUUCGUUAUAUUUGUUUCCGACUAAUUCAGUCGACAGUGUUUUUAAGAUGAGCGUGCUGCGUUGAACGCGAGUAAAUCAUUCGUGACAGAGUCAAAGCGCAAGCGAGAAUCUGUUUCACAAACAGGGUCACUGCAGAUUUCAGAAUCUUAUCACAUUGGCCAUUUGCUGACCAGAUUCUGACAUCUGUUUACCAUGAGGUUUGCAGUGGCACUCCGAGCUGUUGCUUUGGUUCUUCUGUUGGGCUUUACUUGGCUUCUAGCAAAUUCUAUGCUAGGAGGGGAUGGGAACUCCUUGAUACGAAUGCUGUUCAGUGGUGGACAAGAAGAGCCCACUCCAGAACCUCGACCACGAAAGUACAAAUGUGGCCUGUCUGCACCAUGUCCCCUUAAACAUCUCGCGUUCCGGCUGACCUCUGGUGCUGCCAAUGUCAUCGGCCCCAAAAUCUGUCUGGAGGAUAAAAUUCUUGUCAGCAGUGCUAAAAACAAUGUUGGCAGAGGGCUCAAUAUUGCCUUAGUAAAUGGGGUUAAUGGAGAUGUUUUGGAAAUAAAAGCAUUUGAUAUGUGGGCAGGAGAUGUUUCAGAGCUGCUCAAGUUUCUUCGUCCGCUCCAUGAAGGAACGCUCAUAUUUGUUGCUUCUUUUGAUGACCCGGCCACCAAGUUAAAUGAUGAGGCUCGGCGGCUGUUUGAGGAGCUGGGGAGCACAGCAGCAAAAGAACUGAGCUUCAGGGACAGCUGGGUGUUUGUUGGAGCCAAAGGAAUAGAAAAUAAGAGCCCAUUUGAACAGCGAAUGAAGAACAGUAAAAGCAGUAAUAAAUAUGAAGGCUGGCCCGAGUCUCUGGAGAUGGAUGGCUGCGUUCCUCUGCGCUCUCCUUUAGAAACUUAAGGCCUCAUGGGUGCUUUGAACUGUACAAACACUUCUAACAUGAGGAUCAAGGAGCAUGACGUGCAAGUACAACUCAGCUGCUUAAAGGUUUUACUCAUUUGAAGUGGAUUUUCCUUGUAGAGCCAGCUGCCUCUUUUCAAGGCGAAGAAACAAAUUGAACUGAAAAUAUAACUGGAAGUUGUCUGGUCCGGUGGAAUUACAAUUGUUGUGAUUUGACAAAAGAAGAAUUGUUUUUAUGAAGAAAAAAAUACAGGCAUAUUAAAUAUUUUUAACAAUAUUUAAAUAGUAUGUUUAGAAAGGUUCUCUCUCUCUUUAUAUAUAAAUACAGUUUAAAAUGUGUGAAGUUGAGGCUCUUAUACAAAUCUGUGCCCAGCAGUUGUUCUGAAGGAUGCCAUUAUUAUACAUUUACGUUCAAAGACAGAUUAUUAUAUACACAUUAAAGAAUGUCUACUAAAAAUAGUCACCUAUUUGUAAUCCAUACUUAUAAUAAGAUCAGUUUUGUAAGACUCAUCUAAAUUAAGUUGCACCUAUGUUCUUCCAUAUGUAAUUGUUCUUUGUAAAAUGAUGCACUGAUGAAAUGCACUGCAUAGACAACCCAAGCAUAAAGGUUAUUCAUGUAGUUUUAUUUAGGACAGCCUUUUUUGGGAGGAUUACGUUUGUCUUAUCUUAUAAUAAAC